AUGGGUUUCAAGCGGCGCCGCGAGCUCUACAACGUCGACACCAAGCUCGUCGAGAUCUAUGAAGACCUUGCCAGCGAAAAGGACGAGAUCCGUCUGAAGGCUGCACAGGGCCUCGUGUCGCAGUUCACCCCCGACAAGAACCCCACAGAUGACCAGAUCAAGAAGGCACUCCAGCGACUGUUCCGUGGUCUUUGCAGUUCCCGCAAGGCUGCGCGCAUUGGAUUCUCGAUUGCCUUGACGGAAGUCCUGACGCAGAUCUUUUCGGUAAAGCGCGAGGACUCGCAGCUUAGCCUUGAGGAUGCGCUCAAGCUUUGGGAGACUCAAACCAAUGCCACCGGCGGCGAGUCGGGACAGGAACAACGUGACCACCAUUUCGGCCGUCUCUUCGGCGCUGAAGCGCUCAUCAAAUCCGCCGUCCUCUUUCAGCCUUUCGUGCCGUUCACAUACUGGACCAGGGUCCUUGAUCUGAUUUUCGAACUCGCCCAGAAGAAGCCUUGGCUCCGCGAGGAGUGCGGUUGGAUUAUCUACCGCUGUGUCUACGAUCUCUCUUCGCGCAAUAUGGAUGUGAAGUUCGUGGAGGCUGCUGUGGAACGCCUGUGCUCGUAUAAUCUGGCCCCGUCCCCGGAAGGCGUUGCGAUCUGGCUGGCUGCCAAGGACAUGUUCCCCAAGGCCAACUUCCCCAGCAAGAUCUGGAAGCACGAUGAUCCGCUGGACCCCAAGGAGCGCGGCAGUCUGUCCAAGAUUAUGAAGGAGUCUUCUUCCGAGCAGGGCGAGGGCGAUAAUAAAGCCAAAUCCUCUGGAGUGUGGAACUCCAAGCUCCACUUUGCUUGGGAUGCAGUUCUCUCGCGAACCAGCGACGGAAGCAGCAAGUCCAAGUCUGCUCGCUUGAGUUUCGCCGAUUUCUGGCUCGAAGUCGUGGACAAUGGUCUGUUUGCCUCUGCCUCGUCGGAUGAGCGCAAGUACUGGGGAUUCCUUCUCUUCAACAAAGUUCUCAACGACGGCUCAUCGCAGCAGGCAUCCCAUAUCUUCACCAAGAACCUGGUCCGGUGCUUGAUGAACCAGCUUGCAGUCGAGGACCGCUAUCUCCAUCGGAUGGCCGUCAAGGCCUCCAAGGCCAUUCCGGCCCGUGUGUCCAAGGAGCCCAGCUUCGCUGCCGCAGCAGUGCGUGGCUUGAUGAAAACCAGUGGCACGAUCAACUUUGACCAGGCUACGAAGACAAAGACUGUCGAGAAGAUCGUGACCGAGGCCAAUCUCGAGGCUCUGCAGGAGAUUGUCCCCAUGCUUGAGCAGCUUCUCAGCCGCCCCGGCACAACCGAGGAGAAGGGAGCUUCUUCCAACCGCCAGUUUGUCGCCCACCUUCUCCUUUCAAUCGUGCGCUCGAAGGCUUCUACCGGUGACAAGGACUCCGAGGAUGACUACCAGUCAGUCCUCGAGCAGAUCCUGUCCACUUUCGUGCGCUUUGCAUACUUCAAGGGUGACGGUGCCCGCGAGUCUGUGCCCGAACCGGCCUUUACCCAGGCGACGCAGGAGCUUCUUCGGAACCGAAUCAACUCGUCCUUGAACAGUCUCCUCGCAUCGCAGAAGUACGCCACGACCAUUCCCUACGCCGUCGUGCGCCAGAUCCGCGAUGGAGCCAAGUCCGAAGAGUACGGCAAAUUCAUCAUCAGCAUCGAUGAUAAGCUGCAGGAUUCCGUGAAGACCGCUUUCAAGUCAUUGAAGAAGCUCUCCAGCAGGGAGAAGAAGGGUGAGACUUCCAGCAUCUCUGCUUUCAAGCUCCUCUACUCCAUGACUGUGCUGCAAGUGUACAGUGGUGACGCCGAUGCCGUAUCGAUGCUGGAUGAGUUGGAGUUCUGCUACACCAAGUUUUUGGGCGAUGAGGGCUCGAAGAAGAAGAAGGAGGACACUUCCGAUGCCUCGGAUGCGCUAGUGGAAAUCUUACUGUCCUUUGCUUCGAAGCAGUCGCAGCUGUUCCGUCGUAUGAGCGAGCAGGUAUUUGGUGCCUUUGCGGACCAGGUUACUGAGAAUGGCUUGGAGUCGUUGAUCUCGAUUUUGGAAGCCAAGGAGAGCUUGGCCGGCCAGCAAGAGAUGUUCGACCAAGAAGACGACGAUGAUGUUGAGGAGGAUGAUGAGGAUGACAAGGACGACGACGAGGAGAUGAUCGAUGUCGACGAAGAGGACAGCGACGUCGAGGUCAUCGAGGCAGGCGACGCCUCUGGAGACGCCGACUCCGACGAAGAAGAGGAGGAGGAGGAAGAAGGAGAGGAAGACGCUGCUGAUGUCGCCGCCUUCGAGGCUAAACUGGCCGCCGCCCUGGGCACUCACCGCGCAGACGAAGAUGCCGCCGAGUCCGACUCCGACGCCGACAUGAAUGAUGACGAGAUGGAACAAGUGGACGCCCAACUGGCCAACGUCUUCCGAGCCCGCAAGGAAGCCGCCUCCCAAAUCAAGGACAAGAAAGACGCGCGCGAGAACAUGGUCAACUUCAAGAACCGGGUUUUGGACCUGAUCGAGAUCUUCGUGAAGAAAUGCCACACGCGUCUUCUUGCCCUAGACCUGCUCCUGCCUCUUCUCCGCCUCGCACGCCGUUCCUCCGUGAAGCAGAUCGCCGGCAAGGCCAACAGUGUGCUGCGCGAGUAUACCAAGUUGUGCAAGGGCAAUGCCGUGCCCAAGAUCGACGGCGAAGCCGAGCCCGUCUGGGAGCUCCUGCGCGCUAUCCACAAGGAAGCCAGCCACAGCGGACCUCCCGCACAUGCAGCUGCCGCCAGCCAGGCAUCGCUGCUUGUGGUCAAGGUGCUUGUCGCGGACGACAAGGCCGCCAUCGCCGACGUGGUGGACGUCUACGCCGCAACCCGAAAGGAACAGCUGAUUAGCACAAAGUGCCACGUCCAGCCAUCCUUCUUCACAGAAUGGAACAACUGGUGCGUAUCAGCAAGCAAGCAGUUGAAGAACUAG
Molecule: messenger RNA, 2952 nt
Organism: Penicillium cinerascens
Lineage: Eukaryota; Fungi; Ascomycota; Eurotiomycetes; Eurotiales; Aspergillaceae
Product: DNA-directed DNA polymerase POL5
Exons: 3
Coding region: 1-2952 (983 amino acids)
Biological process (GO): regulation of DNA-templated transcription
Cellular component (GO): nucleolus
Molecular function (GO): rDNA binding; transcription factor binding
Source: RefSeq, a predicted model, not a curated record